AGGCCCCAAGCCGGCCCGGGAGCAUACCGAGUCCCGCGAAGUGGCUGCGCAAGGAGCAAACCCUUUCCAGGACCGAGGGGCUGAACGUGGCCAGAGCGCCUUGGGGAAACUCAGGUCGCCCGCGGCCAGGACCUGGCUGAGGCGUCUGCGGACGACCUGCGGGACAGUGGUCAGGGACAGCGGGCCCCACGGAAAAGUGGGAGCAGAAGCUUGGAGGUGAUCGUUGAGAGGCCCACUCGCGGCUUUUACGUAGGCUUGCGUCUCCAUUUCUUCGGAGCAGCUUUAGGGGACCAGUCAAGGCUACUGUCCUUUAAGACUGCCUAAGUCCUCAGCACCUGUCCAGGGCUCCAGGAGACUCCGUGGUCAUGGUGAAUGAAGAUUCCAACCUGGAGAAGCGCGAUGGCACUCCUGAGCCUCAGUCCGCGCUCCGGGCAGACCCCAGCAUCUCGGCCCACCCCAGCGUCUCAGCCCAUCAAAGCGUCUCCGCUCACCCCAGCGUCUCCAUCCACCCCAGCGUCUCUGCCCACCCCAGCAGUUCAGCCCACCCCAGUAUCUUGGCUCAACAGGGUGGCUUGGCUCAACCCAGUAUACCGGGCACCGAGGACCUCAGUGUGAUCAAGGUGAGCAAGCGCCGUUGGGCAGUGGUCUUGGUUUUUAGCUGCUACUCUAUGUGCAACGCCUUCCAGUGGAUCCAGUAUGGCUCCAUCAGUAACAUCUUCAUGAACUUCUACGGGGUCAGUGCCUUUGCCAUCGACUGGCUGUCCAUGUGCUACAUGCUGACCUACAUCCCUCUGCUACUGCCAGUGGCCUGGAUGCUGGAGAAAUUCGGCCUGCGCACCGUCGCCCUCACCGGCUCGGCUCUCAACUGCCUGGGCGCCUGGGUGAAGUUGGGCAGCCUGAAGCCACAUCUUUUCCCAGUCACUGUGCUGGGCCAAGUCAUCUGCUCUGUGGCCCAGGUCUUCAUCCUGGGCAUGCCCUCCCGAAUCGCCUCGGUCUGGUUUGGGGCAAACGAAGUUUCAACUGCCUGCUCCAUAGCUGUCUUUGGCAAUCAGCUUGGAAUUGCAAUUGGGUUCUUGGUCCCUCCUGUUUUGGUGCCCAAUACCAAUGACCAGGACAAGCUUGCCUACCAUAUCAGUAUCAUGUUCUACAUAAUAGGAGGUGUGGCCACUCUGCUUUUCAUCCUUGUCAUCAUCGUAUUCAAGGAGAAGCCUAAACAUCCCCCCAGCAGAGCCCAGUCCCUGAGCUAUGCCUUGUCAUCCCCUGAUGCUUCAUACUUAAGUUCCAUCAUCCGGCUCUUCAAAAACCUCAACUUCGUGCUGCUUGUCAUCACCUAUGGUCUGAAUGCUGGUGCUUUUUAUGCCUUGUCCACUCUGCUGAAUCGCAUGGUGAUCUUCCACUAUCCGGGGGAAGAAGUGAAUGCUGGAAGAAUUGGCUUGACCAUCGUCAUUUCAGGAAUGCUUGGGGCUAUGAUCUCAGGCAUUUGGCUGGAUAGGUCCAAAACCUACAAGGAGACAACUCUGGUGGUCUAUAUCAUGACUCUGGUGGGCAUGGUGGUAUACACAUUAACCUUGAACCUGGGACGCCUGUGGGUAGUGUUCAUUACCGCUGGCACAAUGGGUUUCUUUAUGACUGGCUAUCUCCCACUGGGAUUUGAGUUUGCUGUGGAGCUGACAUAUCCAGAAUCAGAAGGCAUGUCAUCUGGCCUCCUCAACGUGUCUGCCCAGGUCUUCGGGAUCAUCUUCACCAUCUCCCAGGGCCAGAUUAUCAACAACUACGGAACCAUGCCCGGGAACAUCUUUCUGUGUGUGUUCCUCACCCUCGGAGCAGCUCUCACUGCAUUCAUCAGGGCAGAUCUACGGAGGCAAAAAGCAAACAAAGAAACUCCUGACAACAAACUCCAGGAGGAGGAAGAGGAGGAGAGCAAUACCAGCAAAGCACCCACCACUGUAUCUGAGGAGCAUCUCUGAGAAAAAAAGGUGGUUGCGACUCAGGGAACAUGGGAGAACAUCCCCUACCUCUUCAGUCAGCACAGCUCUCACUGCCACAAAGGUCUCUGCUGGAGCAGCUUUUGGAGGGAACUGGCUGGAAUAUUUGCGGCUUGGAAUAUUUGCGGCAAUGCCUAUGCCUCCUGGAACCCACUCAAGAGCUUCCAGGGUCUAGUUGGGGAAAAUCGUGCCUUUCACCAAAUGCAGAGUUGAUCCCCGCCCCCUCCCCUUUUAGAGUCUGGGAGCUGGUGUUGGGAGAGGCUGGUGAGUAGUGGAGUCAGUCCUGGCUUGGCACCCUGCCUUCCCUCUUCACAUCCAUCCCUCAUGGAGAAAGCCUGCAAAUUAUCACGGAGAGAAAACUUAUUCAGGAUAUUAACUUUUUCUAGUGUCUUAAGACCCUUAGAAGCUCAGUUCUAAGGAGCGGCUGCUGUUCUGGACAAGGGUCAUCCUUGGGUCAUCAGACUGACUGCUAAGGUUCUGUGGGAGAGAAAGUACCAUGAAAACAAGCAAGCUCCAUCAGAACAAAGCCAUCAGUACUCUGGGCCUAGGUUCUCUUGGCCUAAUGUUGGGGUCUGUCUCCAAACCCUCUUUCCUAAGAGCUGAUUAAACCAAACAUCAAUAAACUUGAGGAAAACUUUGUGGUGGCCAUGAGGGAGAAACUGAUGUGGGAGAGGUAGCCGCCUAGGUGUGUGAGGGUGCUGGGGGCUACAUUCUGAAAGUUUGUGAAGGCCUGUGUUUGGAAACUCUGGUACCUUGAUCUGAGAAUGGGAGGUUCUUUUCUACAGAAGAAGUCAUUGUCCAGGGACUUCUCUGUGUGUGUCACCUCUGCCUUCAUCUGGACACUGCCUUGAAAAACUGUCAUUGGCCUAAGUACUUGUUUUCUCUGGAGAGAGGGAAAUGCCAGGCAACUUCCUGUAACCUUCACUGAAAACUAACUUUGAUUCAUUCCACCCAGAGAAAGCCGAAGCUGCUUCUGAGCAAUGAGAGGACAAGGGCCGAAGGAAAGGGGCCCUUGAAAUGGGAACUGAGUGGUCUUCUUGAAUUAAGGGUACCCCACCUCUGGCGGGGACAGUAUUUGCACACCCACCCCCUUCUAGCAAUAAUCUUUUAUCAGAUUCCCUUUAAACCAACCCAAGCUGACAUUCUCUCUCCUGCCUAACCUGUGGCCUAGCUCUACUCAUGGGUUUGGGUAGCACCUCCUGAAAAUAAGACAUUUUGGUUAUUUCUCCUUUCAUUGAGCAGCUGCAAUCACAACCCCUGUGCUGUUUAUCUGUAGCCAGUGCCCUGGACUCGGCAUAUCGGAGCAGCCUAUGCCGGCAGCAGCACUGGGGUGCUUGGGUCAGGGGUCUAUGUGUGUGAGUUUGUGUGUAUCUGUGUAUGUGUGUGUGCAUACACUGUACAUAAUAAAAGAAGUUCACACUUCAGGUGUCAGGUUGGGGGUGAGGGGUGGAAGAGAGGUGGAGAGAAAGUGCCUUUUUGAUAAGGAGAAAGUUGUUUACUCUUCAGCCCCUUCAAAUGUAUUAACAAAAUGUUUACUGAAUCCAUUGCUUUAUUUUAAAAAAUGUGAUUUGUAUUUCCUAUUUGUAAACCAGAUGUUUUAAGGCAAUAAAAGAUUGUCCAAGUGGUCUGCCUUGCCAUUUGAUGGUGCAGAGAUGGCUUUUGGCAGUCCCCAUGA
This is a messenger RNA of Pteropus alecto (black flying fox), 3660 nucleotides long. It is a transcript of the gene FLVCR2, whose product is annotated as feline leukemia virus subgroup C cellular receptor family member 2. The transcript is spliced from 10 exons. Bases 366 to 1967 code for a protein of 533 amino acids. NCBI's taxonomy places the organism in Eukaryota, Metazoa, Chordata, Mammalia, Chiroptera, Pteropodidae. Gene Ontology annotation, molecular function: heme binding; heme transmembrane transporter activity. Gene Ontology annotation, biological process: transmembrane transport; heme export. The record is from RefSeq and is a predicted model, not a curated record. Gene Ontology annotation, cellular component: membrane.